Ostreobium quekettii is the source of this 1311-nucleotide messenger RNA. Lineage: Eukaryota; Viridiplantae; Chlorophyta; Ulvophyceae; Bryopsidales; Ostreobiaceae. The record is from the annotation of a GenBank genome assembly.
AUGGAGGGGGAUCCCCUGGCCACGCCCGGCACAAGCAACGGCGCGGGGUCGCGCCCCGCGGGCCAGCCGCCCGCGUACGAGAGCGUGGUGAUGGCCGACGCGGUCUCGUCAUCCUCCCUGGCCGCGGGAAGGGACUCGAACUACCGAAAGUCUUCCGAGUUCGAGAUCACGGUGACCGACCCUGUCAAGCAGGGCGAGCGCGUGGCGGCCUAUGUAACAUACAAAGUCCGCAGCAAGACGUCGAUGAGCCAAUACAAGCAGGGGUCGAGCGAGGUGAUACGGCGGUUCCGAGACUUUGCUUGGCUGUACGAUAAGCUCCACGAGCGGUACAAGGGGAUCAUCAUUCCGCCCCUGCCAGAAAAGAAUGCGGUUCAGAAGUAUCAGAUGUCUACAGAGUUCAUCGAGCAGCGCAGGAGGGGCCUGCAAAUCUUUGUGAACCGGGUGGCUGCCCAUCCCAAACUGAAGUACAGCAACGAGCUGCAGUUGUUCUUGGAGGCCACUGAGGAUGUGUGGAUGAUGGAAGUUGCCCGAAUGAACCAAGAGUCAGGAGGCGCCAAAAAAACCAUCAACAACACUAUGCAGUUUUUUAAGGACCUUGGCCACUCAGCCACUAACCUGAUGGCUGGCAAAUCGGAUGACGAAGAGGAGGACCCUGAUUACCUAAAAGUCAGGGAGUACCUGGUCCACUUGGAGUCCCACCUGAUUGAGGCCCAUAGGCAAUCGGCACGGCUCAUCAGGAAGCAGGGCGAGCUGGGCAUCGCUGUGGGGGAGUUUGGUCAGGCUGCAGAGAAGCUGGGCAAGUUUGAAGAGGGCUCGCUGCAGGAUGCGUUUGUGCACCUUGGCAACCAUGCAGGGGAUUUGUCCACCGUAUCACGUGACAGUGCCAACUCCCUCUCCUAUCAGUUCGAAGCCCCCUUGAAGGAGUUUACCCGUAUGAUGAAGUCGGUGCGGGCAGUAAUGGCAGACCGCACAAAUGCGCUGUCCUUCCUGCAGCAGGCCAAGGCAGACCUGGAUGCCAAGCGUGUGAAGAUGAACAAGCUCAAGAGUACACCAGGCAUCAAGGAGGAGAAGGUGGUGGAGGCGGAGCGCGAGCGGGACCAGGCGGACCUGAGGCUGCAAAAUGCGCGUGCUGCAUACGAGACGAUCGUGGAGCGCAUGAACGAGGAGCUGGCACGGUUCCAGAAGGAGCGUGCUGUGGAAAUGUCUCAGGUGUUGAGGGACUUUGCGCUGGCUCAGGCCCAGCUGGCCAGUGAGACGGCCAGGUCGUGGAGCUCGCUCGUCACAGAGCUGCAACCGGCGGCCCCAGCCUGA